UCGGCCAUCGGCCGAAAAUAUCGCUGCCCGGACGUACUGCAGCUAGCACCAAGUUGCAUGCUGUGGCUGCUGCUGCUCAUGUUGCCCGGUUGCUGGUGCAAGCGAGGAGGUGGACGGUGACAUACAUCCCCCCGGACCCCCGCCGUCGGCGACCUGCCUCCAGCCUAUAAGUAGGCGGCCAUGCGCUGCGGCAGACAGCCACUCUAGAGUCUAGAGGCACACCCACACAAGCAGCGGCUGAGCAUCGCCGGUCCAAGGUAGUUGGUUGGUUGGUUGCAGUUGCAAUGGCCGGCUGCGGAGGGAAGGACGGCCUGUACGCCGUGCUCGGGGUCUCCAGCGACUGCUCCGACGCUGAGCUGCGAAGCGCCUACAGGAAGCUCGCCAUGAAAUGGCACCCAGACAAGUGCGGCAGCUCCGGCGGCGCGGAGGCCGCCAAGGCCAGGUUCCAGAAGAUCCAGGCAGCCUACGCGGUUCUGUCGGACCCCAACAAGCGUAUCCUCUACGACGUCGGAGCCUACGACAGCGACGGCGACGAUGAGGGUGCAGGAGAAAUACUGGGAGACAUUCUCGAGGCGAUGAACCAGACACCUCCACAGGAAGACGGCGAGAGCGAGAGCUUGGAGGAUCUGCACAAGCAGUUCGAGGAGCUGUUCCUCAAGCCCGACGCCUACAAGUCGCCGCCGACGCCGUCGUCGUCGUCGUCCAAGACAAGGGUCAGCAGGAAGUAGAUACAAAGGCUCCCAAGAUGAAUCAUCUUCGUACGUGGAGAACUGGAGAUGCGGCUCACAAGAGAGAAGCGCACCACAGAAUCAGAUGCCAUGUCAUGCUAGGCUCCUAGCCAUCCACGGAGAAUGUUGAAUGUUCAGCUACCAUAGCAUAGCCUAGUCACUACAAAUUUAUUUAACCGUCAUCCACUCAUGCAUGUCCGGUGGAAUGCGAGAUGAAACCUUAAAGCGCGGAAUUUUCCACGUUGUGAUUUGUACUAGUACUUUGCUUGCAAUUAAUGAAUAACAAUUGUGUCAAUUAAUGAA
This is a messenger RNA of Hordeum vulgare subsp. vulgare (domesticated barley), 1031 nucleotides long. Its product is annotated as chaperone protein DnaJ-like. Lineage: Eukaryota; Viridiplantae; Streptophyta; Magnoliopsida; Poales; Poaceae. The record is from RefSeq and is a predicted model, not a curated record. The transcript is spliced from 5 exons. The coding region runs from base 285 to 728 and encodes 147 amino acids.